This is a messenger RNA of Balaenoptera musculus (blue whale), 2625 nucleotides long. RefSeq names its product uridine-cytidine kinase 1 (gene UCK1). The transcript has 7 exons. Lineage: Eukaryota; Metazoa; Chordata; Mammalia; Artiodactyla; Balaenopteridae. The record is from RefSeq and is a predicted model, not a curated record. The coding region runs from base 712 to 1545 and encodes 277 amino acids. Gene Ontology annotation, molecular function: ATP binding; kinase activity. Gene Ontology annotation, cellular component: cytoplasm; cytosol.
GGGGGAGUGGGUGGGUGACACGAUCAGGGCAGUGUCAGGAAACUCGGGUGGCCAGCGUGGAGGCUGGGCUGGAGUGGGGGUGAGCCGAGGCGGCGCUAAGGUUGUGGCCAGGCAAGAGGCGUCGGAGCCGGGAGGUGGAGGCAGGGGCGGAGCACGAGGGGCAGGUGCAUAGGCGACAGCACACUCUCGGGGUGACCGCACGCGAGGAGGCAGAACCCGUUCUAACUUCCGACCCGGGUCACAGGACUCAGUAGUCUGACUUGCCGGUGCGGGCGCUGGCCCACGUCCCCACCCCGGCCCUGCAGUCCUGGGGGAUCAUUCUGACGGCCCCAGGCAGCGGAGGUGUGGCUGGAGGGAACCUUCCCGGAGGCCGCCCGGCGUCUGGAGACUCCUGCAGCCAGUAGCCAUAUUGAGUUGCUUCUGUCCUUUGCAGCAAAAACAAAAACCGGGCGUCGCCGCAGCCGGUCCAGCUGCCUCCGCAGCCUCCCGGAGCAUCGGCCCCGCCCACGCAUGCGCGGCGCCCUCGGACGCGAGGGACUACAACUCUCGCGGUGCCCCGCGCGCGCCCGCAGCCCCGCUCCCACCGCGCCGCGCGCCUCCCGGAAGUGGGGCUCCGUGGGGGGCGUCUCCGAUCUUUGCGCGGGGGCGGGCCGGCAGGUUUAGGGGAGGCUGCGUGAGCUAGGAAGCCGAUGCGGGCGAGCGGCGCUGGAGAUGGCUUCGGCUGUAGGCGGCGACUGCGAGGGCGCCGCGCACGAGGCCGACCGUCCUCACCAGCGGCCCUUCUUGAUCGGGGUGAGCGGCGGUACCGCGAGCGGCAAGUCAACUGUGUGCGAGAAGAUCAUGGAGCUGCUGGGACAGAAUGAAGUAGACCACCGGCAGCGGAAGUUGAUCAUCCUGAGCCAAGACAGGUUCUAUAAGGUUCUGACCACAGAACAGAAGGCCAAGGCCUUGAAGGGACAGUACAAUUUCGACCAUCCAGAUGCUUUUGAUAACGAUUUGAUGCACAGGACUCUGAAAAACAUUGUGGAGGGCAAAACAGUCGAGGUCCCAAUCUAUGAUUUUGUGACCCACUCAAGGUUAGCAGAGACCACGGUGGUCUACCCCGCAGAUGUGGUCCUGUUCGAGGGCAUCCUGGUCUUCUACAGCCAGGAGAUCCGGGACAUGUUCCAUCUGCGACUCUUUGUGGACACCGACUCUGACGUCAGGCUGUCGCGAAGAGUUCUCCGGGACGUGCACCGCGGCCGGGACCUGGAGCAGAUCCUGACGCAGUACACCACCUUCGUCAAGCCGGCCUUCGAGGAGUUCUGCCUGCCGACAAAGAAGUAUGCUGAUGUGAUAAUCCCUCGAGGGGUUGACAAUAUGGUGGCCAUCAACCUGAUCGUGCAGCACAUCCAGGACAUCCUCAACGGCGACAUCUGCAAGUGGCAUCGCGGAGGGUCUAACGGGCGCAGCUACAAGAGGACGUUUCCUGAGCCGGGAGACCACCCCAGGGUGCUGACCUCUGGCAAACGGUCGCACCUGGAGUCCAGCAGCAGGCCCCACUGAGGAGUGGAGUGCUCAGCUCCCGGCGGGUCCGGAGAUGCCCUCCCGCCCCUAAACACACAACCGUGGCCGGGGUGGUGCUGGAGUCCAGGCGUCCCUCGCUAAUUCGGGAAACCUGGACGAGUUACUCAGACUGGGUCUGACAGGAUGUCUGCAGGCAGCCCUGACCUUUCCACCCGCUUCCUCACAUUACAGAGGCUUAAAGGUCUCUUUAGUUACUGAGAAACGCCACAGAACGUGUGGUGAGCAAGUCACAUAUUUUGGGGAACGUUGAAGAAAUAGCCCAGACGCUGUGAUGUUGACGGUGAACCCACAGCAAGAGAGACUAGUAUGAUCUGGUUCACACACGUGUAACUGAGAAGUGUGAAGAGGUAACACUUCCUUUUUAUGUGUUAUACAACCACAUGUUUUCUGUUGUAGUCUGUCUCCUGACACCAUGCUCGCUGUGACCUAGUAACCCAAUUUCAUGACCCACCAGCGGGGUCGUGCUCCUGGUACACGCUGACCUGGUACACGAGGGGCCAUAGAGAGGCUUCCUUCCUUCCGGCCUGUGCUCUGAAGGCAGAGCCAGGAGGGAGCCCUGGGGAGCAAGCUUUUCUGUAACCAGCACCAAACACACAGGCGGGGCCCCCACUUGCCCAGCCUGAGUCUGCCUGCUUGGGGGUCUGCCUUCUGGCGGGCACAGUGUCCUCAUGCAGUCCUACUCUGGGCCCCUGAGCCCAGGCUGCUGUCUGGACAGGUCUUUCCUGGUGUCGCCCUCGGCCAGGUCAAGGGCACGUCACCUACAGUCAAGGCGUGUGUGGACCAGAGAGGCGUGAGCAGAUGCCGCGGGCCAAGGGUGGCCAGUCCCCUGUGCUCACGCAGCGUCUGCGCCUCACCAACAGUCAUGGUCUUGUCCUCGUUUGUCCUCCCUCCCACGUGGCUGUUUCUGUAAAAGCCACCAGCUGUCGAGUUCUAACUGUAGUUACACAGAGACAUCAGUUGAGCUCAGCUGAGCACGGUGGCUGGUUUCUGAUGACUGUGAAAGUUUUGUCAAACUUACUGUGCCCUUUCGGAGAGAUCCAAUAAAUACCAAAUAUGAAU